AUGCCGAAUGUCGGGAAGUCUACCCUGUUCAACGCCCUCACCAACACUCAAGCUGCUCAAGCUGCAAAUUAUCCGUUCUGUACCAUCGACCCCAACGUGGGAAAGGUCGCUAUCCCCGACAUGAGACUUGAAAAGCUGGCCAAGGUUGCUGCAAGUGCGAAGAUCAUUGGGGCACAACUCGAAUUCGUCGACAUUGCCGGACUGGUGAAAGGAGCAAGCGAAGGAGCAGGUCUGGGGAACAAAUUCCUAUCGCACAUACGUCAGGUUUCCAUGAUUGUGCAGCUAGUGCGAUGCUUCGAUGACAGCAGCCGAGAGAUCAUCACGCAUGUGGACGGCAGCGUCGAUCCUGUCAGAGACAUCGAGACGAUCGAGACUGAGCUCCUCCUGGCCGAUAUCCAGACACUGUCCAAGAAGGACGGGAACUCAAAGAAGUCCGCCAACGAGCAGGAGCUAGCUGCCAGGAUCCUGAAGGACCUUGACAAGGGGAUUCCUGCACGGAAGUUCAUCCUCCAGCCCGAGGAAGUUGCCUCCUUCAGAAACUUCUCACUCCUCACCGGCAAACCCAUGCUCAUAGUGUGCAACGUUCCAGACUCGCAGCUGUCAGGCAACAAGUACACCGAGGCCGUUCAACAGCUGCUCCAGAAACGCAAGAGCGAAGAUCCCGAAUACGUGGAGGAACAAGGGGAUGUCAUCAACGUCUGCUCGAAGCUGGAGGAAGAGGUUUCCUUGAUGGACGACCCAGAGAGCAGGGAGCAAAUCUUGCAGGAGUAUGGAUUGGAGAAGACGGGAUUGUCGAAGAUCGUGGCAGAGAGUAAUCGGAGAUUGGGUUUGCAAACAUACUACACUGUCGGGCCACAGGAAGCCAGGGCAUGGCAGUUUCCGGAAGGCAUGCUCGCGCCUCAAGCAGCCGGCAUCAUCCAUACAGACUUUGAGAAGGGUUUCAUCAAGGCUGAAACGAUCAGUUAUGAUGACUACAUCGCAUGUGGGGGUGAGCAAGGAGCAAAGGAAGCCGGGAAGCUCCGCCUGGAGGGGAAGGAGUACGUUUGCCAGGACGGGGAUAUAUUCCACUUCAAGUUCAAUGUGUGA
Guillardia theta CCMP2712 is the source of this 1086-nucleotide messenger RNA. RefSeq lists its product as hypothetical. The coding region runs from base 1 to 1086 and encodes 361 amino acids. Gene Ontology annotation, cellular component: cytoplasm. Lineage: Eukaryota; Cryptophyceae; Pyrenomonadales; Geminigeraceae. The transcript is spliced from 6 exons. The record is from RefSeq and is a predicted model, not a curated record. Gene Ontology annotation, molecular function: ATP binding; GTP binding; ATP hydrolysis activity.